AUGUCAUAUCCAGGUGGUGCGAGAGAGGCACGAGAUGCAAGUGACGCAGAAGACCUAAGUAUCUCUGCGGUUUCAAUUGCAUCAUUAUCACCUGGUGCCGAUUCAAGAAUCGUCGGAGGUUCGCCCACGACUAUAGAAAAUUUCCCUUACGCGGUUCAGAGCUACAACAUCACUAUUAGCGAUAACGACGUAGCUGUGUUGGUCCUCAGCUCUAACUUACGAUUCAAGGACAGCGUGCAGAGCGCCAGCAUCCCCUUUCAAGGGGAGACCCUGGCUGAUAACACCAUGGUGGUGGCCGUCGGCUGGGGGAUGACUAUAAUAGGUGGUGGGGUGUCGAACGUGCUCAAUCAAGUGUCCAUCAGGACGGUAAACCAAGCUUUAUGCCGGGAACGAUACGCAGAGCUUUCCAACUUCACUGGUUUACUUUUGGCAGUUACCGACAACAUGUUCUGCGCUGGACUGCUGGAUAUUGGAGGGGCUGAUACAUGCCAAGGUGACUCAGGAGGUCCCCUUAGCUACAACGGCGUUAUCGUGGGCAUCACGUCCUGGGGUGCCAGCUGUGCUCAUCCCACCUACCCGGGGGUUUACACCGAAGUCUCGAAGUACGCCAAUUGGAUUAAUGAAACGUUGACAAAGUAUAACGGUUCCGCAAGAGACCAAGCUGCCGGGAUAAUUGCUGUUCUCAUGCCUUUGGUGUUCCUAACGAGUGUAGUUAAUGAGAUACACUGA
Molecule: messenger RNA, 729 nt
Organism: Arctia plantaginis
Lineage: Eukaryota; Metazoa; Arthropoda; Insecta; Lepidoptera; Erebidae
Source: the annotation of a GenBank genome assembly